Myxocyprinus asiaticus (Chinese sucker) is the source of this 5249-nucleotide messenger RNA. It is a transcript of the gene flii, whose product is annotated as FLII actin remodeling protein. Gene Ontology annotation, biological process: barbed-end actin filament capping; actin polymerization or depolymerization; myofibril assembly. The record is from RefSeq and is a predicted model, not a curated record. The coding region runs from base 55 to 3837 and encodes 1260 amino acids. Gene Ontology annotation, cellular component: nucleus; cytoplasm; actin cytoskeleton. Lineage: Eukaryota; Metazoa; Chordata; Actinopteri; Cypriniformes; Catostomidae. The transcript has 30 exons. Gene Ontology annotation, molecular function: actin filament binding; phosphatidylinositol-4,5-bisphosphate binding.
UUCUUCAGCUCAAACAAAAAUAGGCUGCGACUGCUGUCAUAUCCUGAAUUAGACAUGGCCGCGACCGGAGUUCUCCCCUUCAUCAGGGGAGUAGACUUGAGUGGGAAUGACUUUAAGGGGGGCUAUUUUCCUGAGCAUGUCAAGUCUAUGACCAGCUUGCGAUGGCUCAAGCUGAACAGAACCGGGCUUUGCUAUCUUCCAGAGGAAUUGGCCUCCUUACAGAAACUGGAACAUUUGUCAGUGAGUCACAACAACCUCACAACCCUGCAUGGAGAAUUGUCAAGUCUUCCCAACCUGAGGGCAGUUGUGGCUAGAGCAAACAACCUAAAAAACUCUGGAGUUCCUGAUGACAUUUUUCAGCUGGACGAUCUUUCUGUGCUGGACCUGAGCUACAACCAACUAACUGAGAUUCCAAGGGACUUGGAGAACUCCAGGAACAUGUUGGUCUUAAACCUCAGUCACAAUAGCAUUGAUAACAUACCAAAUCAGCUGUUCAUUAACCUCACCGAUCUGCUCUACUUGGACCUUAGUAACAAUAAUUUGGACAGUCUGCCUCCACAGAUGAGACGCUUGGUCCAUUUGCAGACCCUAAUACUCAAUAAUAAUCCACUUAUGCAUGCACAACUGAGGCAGUUACCUGCUAUGGUGGCACUUCAAACCCUUCAUUUAAGGAACACACAGCGUACCCAGAAUAAUAUGCCGACAAGUUUAGAGGGUCUCGCCAAUCUAGCAGACGUGGACCUGUCCUGCAAUGAUCUGGCUCGGAUGCCAGAGUGCUUGUAUUCCCUGCCAAAUCUAAAACGGCUCAAUCUGAGCAGCAAUCAGAUAACAGAGCUAUCAUUGUGUAUAGACCAGUGGACCAAGCUCGAAACUCUCAACCUUUCUAGGAACCAGCUCACAUCCCUGCCUUCUGCCAUUUGCAAGCUGUCCAAAUUGAAGAAGCUGUAUGUGAACUCAAACAAGCUUGAUUUUGAUGGACUUCCCUCUGGUGUGGGAAAAUUGUCCAACCUGGUAGAAUUCAUGGCCGCAAAUAAUAAUUUGGAGCUUGUUCCAGAGGGACUGUGCAGGUGUGGGAAAUUGAAGAAGCUGGUCUUGAACAAGAACCGGCUGGUGACAUUACCAGAGGCCAUCCAUUUCCUGACUGAAUUGGAAGUUUUGGAUGUUCGUGAGAAUCCAAAUCUGGUCAUGCCCCCUAAACCAGUAGACAGGACAGCUGAGUGGUACAACAUAGACUUCUCCUUGCAGAACCAGCUACGGUUGGCUGGUGCAUCCCCGGCCACUGUGGCAGCAGCCGGUGGAGGAAAUAGCCCAAGAGACCAUAUGGCCAGGAAAAUGAGGCUGAGGAGACGGAAGGACUCGUCUCAGGAUGAUGAUCAGGCUAAACAGGUGCUGAAGGGAAUGUCAGACGUGGCUCAGGAGAAGAACAAAUCUAUUGCGGAGAAUGGUGACUUGAAAUACUCUGACCUGAAAACCAAGCGCUGGGACAAAAACCUGGAGAAACCUCAGCUGGAUUACUCUGAGUUCUUUAUGGAGGAUGUGGGGCAGAUUCCAGGUGUUACAGUUUGGCAGAUAGAGAACUUUGUGCCGAUGCAGGUGGACGAGGCCUUCCAUGGAAAGUUCUAUGAGGCUGACUGUUACAUUGUUCUUAAGACUUUCUUGGAUGACAAUGGAGCCUUGAACUGGCACAUCUAUUACUGGAUCGGGCAGGAAGCUACCCUUGAUAAGAAAGCAGGCUCUGCCAUCCAUGCUGUCAAUCUUCGUAAUUAUUUGGGUGCUGAUGGCAGGACGAUCAGAGAGGAGAUGGGAGACGAAAGCGAAGAAUUCCUUGCGGUGUUUGACAAUGCAAUCUCUUACAUUGAGGGUGGUACCGUCAGUGGAUUUUUCACAGUAGAGGACACGCAAUACCCGACCAGGCUGUACAGGGUGUAUGGAAAAAAGAACAUCAGAUUAGAAUCUGUGCCUGUGAAAGGAUCAUCGCUUGACCCACGAUAUGUCUUUUUGCUGGACGCUGGUCUUGAAAUAUUUGUUUGGAGAGGAGGCAAUGCAACUCUUGGUGCUACUACCAAAUCAAGGUUAUUUGCUGAAAAGAUCAACAAAAAUGAGCGAAAAAGCAAAGCAGAGAUCACAACGUUGAUGCAGAAUCACGAACCUCCAGAAUUCUGGGAAAUUCUUGGGGGACAGCCAGAGGAAAUCAAGAAGCAUGUCCCAGAUGACUUUACUCCUAUUCGACCCAAGCUCUACAAGGUUGGCUUGGGUUUGGGAUACCUUGAACUUCCUCAGAUCAACUACAAACUCUCCGUUGAGCACAAAGAUAAGCUCAAACUUGAUGUGGUUCCAGAGCAGAGACUGGUACAAGGUCUCUUGGACACUAAAGGUGUCUACAUCUUAGAUUGCUGGUCUGACGUCUUCAUCUGGAUUGGCCGCAAGUCCCCACGUCUUGUUAGGGCAGCUGCAUUGAAACUGGGCCAAGAGGUGUGCAGUAUGCUCCAUCGACCAAAACACGCCGUGGUCAUCCGUAAUCUGGAGGGCACUGAGUGCCAGGUCUUCAAAUCCAAGUUCAAGAACUGGGAUGACGUGUUGAAGGUGGACUAUACAAGGAAUGCAGAGAGUGUGAAGCAAAAUGAGGGCUUGUCUGGAAAGGUGAAGAAGGAUGCAGAGCAGAAGGACCAGAUGAAAGCUGAUCUAACAGCUCUGUUUCUGCCUAGACAGCCACCCAUGCCCCUCACAGAGGCGGAGCAGAUGAUGGAGGAGUGGAAUGAGGACUUGGAUGGCAUGGAGGGAUUUGUUCUGGAGGGGAAGAAGUUUGCCCGUUUGCCAGAGGAGGAGUUCGGUCACUUUCACACUCAGGACUGCUAUGUAUUUCUGUGCAGGUACUGGGUGCCUGUGGAAUAUGAGGAUGAUCAAGAGAAAGACAAAGUGAAAGCAGAAGGAGGAGAGGAUGAAGAAAAACAGACUGAGGAAGACUUCCAGUGUGUGGUUUACUUCUGGCAAGGCCGUGAGGCUUCCAACAUGGGCUGGCUGACCUUCACUUUCAGCUUGCAGAAGAAGUUUGAGAGCUUGUUCCCAGGCAAACUAGAGGUUGUGAGAAUGACCCAGCAACAGGAGAACCUCAAGUUCUUGUCACACUUUAAGAGGAAGUUCAUCAUCCACAAAGGCAAGAGGAAGCUAAAGGUGGACAGUGUGCAACCAAGCUUAUACCACAUCAGGACGAAUGGAAGUGCACUGUGCACCAGGACUAUUCAAAUAGCCACUGAUUCCAGUAACCUCAACUCUGAAUUCUGCUUCAUAUUGAAGGUGCCAUUUGAAAGUACAGAUAACCAGGGAAUAGUGUACACGUGGGUUGGCAGAGCAGCAGACCCAGAUGAAGCUAAACUGUCAGAGGACAUCAUGAACACCAUGUUUGAUGAGUCAUACAGCAAACAGGUGAUAAAUGAAGGGGAGGAGCCAGAAAAUUUCUUCUGGGUUGGCAUUGGCUCACAGAAGCCUUACGAUGAAGAUGCAGAGUACAUGAAAUAUGCCAGACUGUUUAGGUGUUCUAAUGAGAAAGGUUACUUUGCUGUAUCGGAGAAAUGCUCUGACUUCUGUCAAGAUGACCUGGCCGAUGAUGAUAUCAUGCUUCUGGACAAUGGAAAAGAGGUUUACAUGUGGGUUGGCACACAGACAAGCCAAGUGGAGAUCAAACUGAGCCUGAAGGCUUGUCAGGUCUAUAUUCAACACAUGAGGUCUAAGGAUUCAGAGCACCCAAGAAAACUGCGCCUGGUGCGCAAAGGCAACGAGCCUCACUGUUUUACACGUUGUUUCCAUGCCUGGAGCACCUUCAAGACUGCACCUGCAUAAACUAGCCUUGCACCUCACAGAUUCUGUCUGAAUGCAACACAUCCACAUGCAUUAGAGUUCAGAAAACUACAUCUCUCAUAACAGACCCUCCAUUAUCACUGUGCACUGCGACUCUUUGUAAAGCUCACAAAUAUAAUUGCUAAUCUUAAACCUUUACGUGUAGGUUUAAAAUCAGAGUUUAAAGGAAUAGUGCACCCAAAAAUGAAAAUUCUGCAGCCUGAUCUGUCACCCUCAUGUCAUUCCAAACACAACAAAACCAACCCAUAGUCACUAUUCAUUUUCAUAUAGUCUUUUUUUCCAUACAAUUAAAGCGAAUGAUGACUCCGGCAUUCAUUAUACCUAACAUCUCCUUUUGUGUUCCAUGAAAGAAAGAAUUUUAAUUUUUAGGUGAACUAUCCAUUUUAAUGAUACAGCAUUUAGGUAAGCCUUACCUUGUAAGAUAAAAAUGCUGUAUUCUUUAAGGGAUGGUUUUAGGAAGAACAUAUCUGUUCUAAGGGAGAGUUUAUAUAUAUAUAUGUGUGUGUUUUUUCUUUUUAACCAUCUGGCUGCACAAGUGUUGUGAAUUGUUAUAUCUCUUUACAAUCUUCUUUGCAUAUGUUAUUUUAAAGAAGACUCCUAAUAUAAUUUGUUUGAGCAAAACUUGCUUAUGCACUAGACGCAUAUCAUAACUAUUGACUGCAAAGACUUUCAGCUAUUGAAAGCACAACACCCAUGUAAAUGUUUCAGAUUUCAUCUAAAAAAAUAUCUGAAUUGGUGCCACUCACAUCAGAUUUGUUAGUUGCCUUUGAAUGUCUGUUUCAUUGCUUUACCUUUGGGAUGUUGACUCUGAUGCCAACGCUGAUGGAAUAGAGAAUUGCACAGUCUUUGUGGGAUGUUCUUUGAUAAUUACAUGCCCUUAAACUACCCAACACGUCCAAGUCUGGGCUGAUCUGUAAUUGUAAUGAAUGGCAAUCCAGUAGUAAUAAUACAACAGUGCACCCUAUGAUUUGUUAUAGAGACUUCACAUGCAUUUUCUAUAGGUUUUUGGUUUAGCGGGGCUUAUGUCUGCUAUAAAGCUGGCACUGUUUUAUCAAAAUGUUUAUAGUCCCCUGUGUGUGAACUACAUAGUUUUUUUGAAUACUGAAUUUUUGUUGAUCUUGGAUAGGGAAAUUUGUUUAGCAAAGGAAAGAAAUGUUGUUUUAAUUAUGCUAGUCCCAUUUCUUAUGGCUAUCAUAAAAGGGAUUGAUAGAGGUGAAUAAUACAUAUUCGCAGUUUAUAGUGAGCUGCCUUUUUCCGUUUCUUUUUGUCAUAGCAGCUUUUUUGUCUGCAUAUAUAAAUGUGUUUCUAUGUGGACAAAUAUUUUCUGCCACCGAUUUCACCUGCAGAUGCUCUAUUUAUGUAUUUUGUAUUGAAUAAAGUUUCAUUGCACCGCU